This is a messenger RNA of Phanerochaete carnosa HHB-10118-sp, 1290 nucleotides long. RefSeq lists its product as uncharacterized. Bases 1 to 1290 code for a protein of 429 amino acids. The record is from RefSeq and is a predicted model, not a curated record. Gene Ontology annotation, biological process: mitochondrial tRNA threonylcarbamoyladenosine modification. Lineage: Eukaryota; Fungi; Basidiomycota; Agaricomycetes; Polyporales; Phanerochaetaceae. The transcript has 7 exons. Gene Ontology annotation, cellular component: mitochondrion.
AUGCUCACUCACCUCUCCCGGAAUCUCCGACUCUCUACAACCGGUGCCAGGCCAUCGCAAUACAUUUCAAAACGAUGUUUUACACUCCUCGGCCUUGAAUCUUCGGCAGACGACACUUGCGCGGCGGUGGUCACCUCGGAGGGACACAUACUCUCCAAUGUGGUCGUGAAACAGAACGAAGAACUCGCUGAACAUGGCGGCAUACACCCGUAUGUAGCAAUCCAGAAGCACCAGCAGAAUAUGCCCGGAGCAAUACGAAGAGCACUGGACGAGGCAGGGCUGGACGUGUCAAGUGUAGACGGAAUAGCGUAUACACGGGGGCCAGGCAUAGGUGGUUGCCUAAGCGUGUGCUCGACAGCCGCAAAAGUCCUCGGAGCAACUCUCAAUAAGCCAAUAAUCGGCGUACACCAUAUGCAAGCACACGCGCUGACACCGCUCAUCCCGACCCUGUACCAGACACAGACUACCUUUGCCUCCGCCGCCGAAGUCGAACUCCCACCCAUACCUCCGCGCUUCCCGUUCCUCUCCCUGCUCAUCUCGGGCGGGCACACACUGCUGCUCCUCACGCACUCGCACGACCAAUUCAAGACGCUCGCGACGACGCCCGACAUCAGCAUCGGCUGCGCGUUCGACCACGUCGCCAAGUACCUCGGCCUCGCGCCGACCGAGCGCGGGUACGGCGCGGCGCUUGAGGCGUUCUGCGCGAGCGGCACCGCGCGCUUCACCGACGCGACGCCUGAGAUUGCAGUCCCGAUGCCGCGCCAACUCGCGUUCUCGUACGGCGGGCCGCGGAGCCGCGUCGAGAUCUUCGUGCGCGAGCGCGGCGGCGUGCAGCGCGUGCCGCUGUCGACGCGCCUCAAGCUCGCGCGCGCCUUUCAAGCUGCGGCGGUGCGGCAGCUCGAGGAGAAGACGGCGCUCGCGCUGGAGCACUGUGCGAAGCUCGGCGUGGGCGUCCGAGACGUCGUCGUGAGCGGCGGAGUGGCGAGCAACGCCUACCUGCGCAAAACGCUGCGACAGUCCCUGGCCGACACUUUCCCGGACGACCCGCCCAACCUCGUCUACCCGCCGCCACACCUGUGCACGGACAACGCGGUCAUGAUCGCCUGGGCGGCGAUGCACCGCUUCGCGGCGGGCGACUUUGACAGCUACGACGUCUCCACCCGGCCCAAGUGGCGGAUCGACGACUACACUGGUAAGGCCCUGGCUAGGCUGCAGUGGGUGAGUCCCGACGCCCCGUGUGCCUUGCCCCCUGUUGUCCGAGACGGUCCUGACGAGCUCGUUUACAGCUGA